AUGGAUUCCUUUGCUGUAAACCCAAAGAAAUCACUCCACAUUCGCUCAAAUAGCUUACCCUCAAAGCCACAUCCAAUCGUUUCCCAAGUUGAAGAACAUUUAUGCAGAUUGAAGUCCUCUGAGGCUACUUCUUCAACUUCUUUCUGCCACAGACUCAGCAGCCUUCAAGAUUUGCAUGAUUCCAUUGAGAGUUUACUUCUUCUACCAUGCACCCAACAAACUCUUGUUCAUGAGACUCAUAAUAAAUGGGCUGAUGACUUGCUAGAAGGAUCUCUAAGGCUCUUAGAUUUGUGUGAUAUUGCUAAGGAUGCAUUGUUGCAGACACAAGAAUGUAGCCAUGAACUUGAAUCCGUUUUGCGCAGAAGAAAAAGUGAAACAGUUAUCAUAAGUGGUGUUCAGAAAUGCUUGAAUUCUAGGAAGAUGAUAAAGAAGACAGUCCACAAGGCCUUGAAGGGAAUUAAGAGCAGAAAUUCUCAAAAGAGUGAAGAAAGCUCUGCAAUUGUUAGCUUGUUACAAGAAGUGGAAGCAGUCACUUAUAGCACUGUUGAAUCAGUGUUGUCGUUCAUAGCAGGACCAAAGGUGCCAUCAAAGAUGAGCCGAUGGUCUUUGGUGUCCAAGCUGGUACAAUCCAAAAGGGUUGUCAGCAAGGAAGAAGGUGCAUAUGCAAACGAGGUGGAAAUGUUGGAUGGCAUACUAUAUUCAAUAGCUAGCCACACAACAGAUGAAUCCUUCAGCUUGCAGGAGUCGCUGAGGAUGUUUGAGUCGAGUAUUCAAGGUCUUGAAGAAGAUCUAGAGAGUCUAACUAGGCAUCUCAUCAAAAAUAGAGUGUCCCUUCUCAAUAUCUUGAAUCACUAA
This is a messenger RNA of Cucurbita pepo subsp. pepo (vegetable marrow), 855 nucleotides long. RefSeq lists its product as uncharacterized. Lineage: Eukaryota; Viridiplantae; Streptophyta; Magnoliopsida; Cucurbitales; Cucurbitaceae. Gene Ontology annotation, biological process: shoot system development; root development. The record is from RefSeq and is a predicted model, not a curated record.